Molecule: messenger RNA, 1152 nt
Organism: Rhineura floridana
Lineage: Eukaryota; Metazoa; Chordata; Lepidosauria; Squamata; Rhineuridae
Gene: PSMC3IP
Product: PSMC3 interacting protein
Exons: 8
Coding region: 72-776 (234 amino acids)
Biological process (GO): meiotic strand invasion involved in reciprocal meiotic recombination; meiotic joint molecule formation; homologous chromosome pairing at meiosis
Cellular component (GO): condensed nuclear chromosome; DNA recombinase auxiliary factor complex
Molecular function (GO): double-stranded DNA binding; recombinase activator activity
Source: RefSeq, a predicted model, not a curated record
CCCCACGCGUCGCUUUAGCAGCAAGUUUCCGCUUCCGGGUUUUUCCGGUAGCGUUCUCCGCUGUGGUUAGGAUGAGCGGAGGAGGAAAAACCCGGGAGGGAGCUGCGGGAGCUGGAGAAGGUGCAGCUGCCAUCCUGCUCCGUUACCUUCAGGAGCAAAACCGGCCACACAGUGCUCAGGAUGCCUUUGGCAACUUACAACGAGAGCAUGGCCUGGGCAAGACGGCUGUCGUGAAGGCACUAGAGCAGUUGGCUCAACAAGGGAAGAUCAAAGAGAAGGUGUAUGGGAAGCAAAAAAUCUAUUUUCCAGACCAGGAUCGCUUUGGUAGUGUGAGUGAGUCAGAGCUCAAAGGCCUGGACAAUGAGAUUUCGGAACUGUCGUGCAAAGUACAGACCCUCCAACAGAACUGUCGUCAUAUGGAGUCAGAACUGAAAGAACUGAAGGGCUCUAUGACAACCCCAGAGAUGGUUAAGGAGAUUGAAGAGUUAAAAAAAGACUGUGCCAAUUACACAGAGAAACUGGAGCGAAUUAAAUCUGCUGCCAAUCAUGUGACGCCUGAGGAGAAAGAAAAGGUGUACAAUGAGAAGAAGCUGUAUUGCAGGGAAUGGCGUCGCCGGAAGAGAAUGGUAAAAAUCAUCCAUAUAAGAAUGGAAAGAAGGGCAACAGAGCUACUCGAUGCAAUCCUGGAAGGCUACCCCAAAAGCAAGAAGCAAUUCUUUGAGGAAGUUGGCAUUGAGACAGAUGAAGAUUUCAAUGUUACUUUACCCACCGUCUGAACCAAGGCCUUUCCUGUUUUAGGAAACAGUCACCUACUUAGCACUCGUUUUAGUCCUACAUAUUCCAUAUUGCUGUAUAUUUUUGAAACUACUCCACAUUCAAUAAGGGAUAAGCAGACCCUGCCUACUGCACUAUUAUUUCUUAGUUCCAGCAUCUCUCCCCUGGCACAUCAGGCUAAUUGCCAUUUUGUUCUUAAAGAUGUUAGUCUCACUACACAGGAUUGCUGAUAAGCACUUGUCCAGGGGUGGGGUGGGGGACACAAAGUAAAAUAAAUACUUGAAUUAUCUCUGAUGGCUGUAUCAUUUUCUGUUUGUAACUAGCUUGCAUACUGUAUAGGUGGUAUAUUGUGCACAUUAAAUCUACCUUGCUCCUUUG